Molecule: messenger RNA, 1521 nt
Organism: Rhodofomes roseus
Lineage: Eukaryota; Fungi; Basidiomycota; Agaricomycetes; Polyporales; Fomitopsidaceae
Exons: 7
Coding region: 1-1392 (463 amino acids)
Source: RefSeq, a predicted model, not a curated record
AUGGUUGGUUGCCAGCCAUCCCCCGACAUUUUCCUCGACCUGCCACGACAGCUCAGCAUCGCCAACCGCUCCGACAACAUGUCAAGCAGCCAGCAGGUCAACUCGGCUGCUCUCUAUGCAGCUCUUGGCCUCGCUCCUCCGCGCACUGUGGCACCGCCCCAGGUCUUGUCCUCGCAGAACAAUGAGAACCCGUCGAAUCAAUCCACACCGUUCGACUUCAGCGGCACUACCGGCCUGACAUCCAUGCCCAGUACUCCCCGUGGUGCCUCGCCUGCACCAGAUAUGGCCCCGCCUGGGUCAUACACCAUGCCAGGCCCUAACGAUGGUAUGGGCCCUGUACAGCCGUCGGGAUCGAGCGCCGAGUUGCCCGUCAACCUCGGUGCAACGAUGGGCUUUCAGCCACCCAGUGUUCUGGGCCGACGCCGUUCGCGAGAGGAUGAUGAUUACGCACCUCCAACAGGUCCCGCCCGGCAGAGUAUCCCAGGCCAACUGUUACGCGCCAUUGCUACGGAGAAGAGCAUGAAGGCUGGGCUGACAUCUGCGCAACUCGAGGAGGUGCUCACCUAUGUUGGGCUGUCAGUUCCAGAGAUGCUGAUUGACCUCAAGAUCCACCUCAUUAAAAUGGGUAACGACAUACUGAAUAGAUACUUCAAGAUCAUCUCGAGGCAUCCGGACUUUCAUAUCCGUGUACGCGCCGUUGUCGCUGCAGUGUUGCUCGCUGCGAAUGUCCCUGCUUACCAGAGCAAUGUGCUGAACCACAUCAUGACGCACCUCGAGCGCAAUCUUCACUUGAUCAACCUUGACGCUGCUCAUCGCAACGACCCGGCCGACUGGGCUGCAGUGAGGGCGGUCGUCUCGCAUGAGCUGGCGAUGUUACGGAACAGUUUAAAGACGAAGGCACGUCACGUUGUCACGCUGAAAGUUUACAUUGAGUUGUCAAUUAAGAACAAAGAUAACAUCUAUCAACUCACGAAGACACUGAUGACGCACGAUAUGAAAGUCGUCCAUGCACAUUGGGGACGCUUUGCUUUCUUGCGCCUGUUGACGAGCCAGAUCAAGAAGCGUAAGAAGAAAGGCAAGAAGAAGCUCAACUUCUGGAAAGAGAUCGACAUUGCACUGCUGAACAUUCGUACGACGUUCGCUCCGAUCACAAAUGUUGAAGAGAGAAAGCUGGCAAUCAGCGAGGUCUUCGCUGGCGCGCUCAAGGGUGAUGUCGCCCAGUAUGGCGAGAGCGCCUCGGACGUCGCGAUGACGAGCUACUCGCAGAACGAGCUCAGCCUUUUGCAAGCUACAACCGCGAACGUCGUAGAGUCUUUCAAGGUCGACAUUCAAGCGGUGAACGAGGGAGCCGAUGCAGACGCUGACGAGAACGAUGAGGACGACGAGGAGUAAGGUCGCUUGCAUCCCAAUGAAAUCUUACCUGGGUUCUCGUCUUGCUGGUGGAGCUCAUUACCUGUCCUCGUUGAUAUGUCUGUAUCGUAUCAUGUCUAUUACAGUAUGUUGAAUGCCGUUUAGACGAUC